CUGAACGGAUCAACCGAGGUGGUUCGAUCCUGCAGUGCAAGCACCUCAAGAGAGCACUCAACCGACUGAACUAAAUCCCCCCACCCCCCAGUAAGACUAUUAAGGGUUAAAAUAUUCCUCGACUCAUUCUGUAUUGAUUUUAGAACACAGAGUUUAUAAUCGACAUCUAGAUAUAUACCGGUAUUCAUCAACAUGUUUAUAAAAGAAGAAGUGGAGAUAACCCACAGCACAAUGUCGACCAGCACAGGAGACUUAGCUUUCCAGGCUUCUGGGGUGUCAGACCAGGCACAGCAAAUGCUGCAGGAAUUUUGGCCAAAAGGACUUGAUACCAUCAAAAAUCUCACAAGCAAUGAUUUUAAAAGUCAAGAACUACCUUUGGCUAGGAUUAAAAAGAUCAUGAAGUUAGAUGAGGAUGUGAAGAUGAUCAGUGCGGAAGCCCCAGUGUUGUUUGCAAAGGCUGCUGAAAUCUUCAUUAGCGAGCUGUCGUUACGGGCCUGGAUACACACUGAAGACAACAAAAGACGAACAUUGCAGAGAAAUGAUAUUGCUAUGGCAAUAUCAAAAUACGAUCAGUUUGACUUUCUCAUUGACAUUGUACCCAGAGAUGAACUGAAGCCACCUAAACGAUCGGAUGACAACAGAGUAGCGACAUCGUCGAUUCCAGACCAGAUCCAGUAUUACCUGCAAAUGGCGCAGCAACAGUCUCAACAGCAGCAACAGCAGACCACGCUGCAGCCCACCGUGGUGACGACACCGCAGGCCGUUGUUCAGCAGCAGCCGGCGCAGGCAGCAGCCCAGCCUCAGGUCUCUUCAAUACAACUCUCUACUGGCCAGAUUAUUCAGCAACCCUUCCAGGUGCAGGCAGCUGUCACAACUGCCCAGCCACAGGUGAUCCAGGUGCAGGCACCACAGGUGCAGCAGAUACAGCAGCCGGUUCAGGCACAGGUGCAGCAGGUGCAGGCACAGCCUGUUGGGCAGACAACCCAGGUCUACCAGCAAGUCGUUACACCAAGUGGCCAGAUCCAGAACAUACCUAUACAGCUAACAGCCAGUCAACUACAGGCUAUCCAGAUGCAGCUUCAGGGUAAACAGACGGGUGGAAACCAGUCUAUUGUUAUUCAGACCAAUCAGGCAGCACCAGCCACAGAAACGAUCAACAUCACAGAACAGAAUCUACAGACAUUUCAAGCUCAGCCGAUGUAUCAGGUUCAGCAGAUCCCGGGAAUCCAGGGGGCUCAGCAGAUUUUCAUCCAACAACCAGCCGGGUCUGGCGAGACAGAAAACCAGUCGGAGAACCAGGAGGCAUCAUAACACAAACUACAGGCCGCCCGGCUACAGUGUUACAGAACACCAAUCACAAACAGUGUUACAGACACCAAUCAUAAACAGUGUUACAGACACCAAUCAUAAACAGUGUUACAUGUUACGCCACCAACCAUAAACUGUGUUACAUGACCACCGAUCGUGAACAAAUGGUAUUACUGUACGUAUGAACUGUGAACAAACCGCAUUAGUGAAUUAGCAACCGUGAAUACACAGCAUGUUAGGAAUUGGUUAACAUAAUAAUUCUAUUCUUGUGUAACAAACUUUUUAAGUGCUAAUUCUUGAACAAAUCUUUACAGGACACUGUACAGUUUGUUCUUGUCUUCCACAUGAAGAAUGAUAUCUUGUUGUUCUUCACGAUCUGCUAUUGUCAGAAAAACAUUUACAGUUCAGGAAUGGUACACAAACUUGAUACAGUCGGAAGUUUUUUUUUCACAAAAUGUUUGUAUGUUUUCAUUUAAAUUCUCCUUAGCCAAAUGAAUAGGUUUAUAUGUCUCUUGAUUUCAAUUAACAUGGCUGUUCUUCAUCAAAUUUAACAUCGGUCAAUCACUGUGGUGUAGUAUUUAAAAUCAUUUCACAGUGUACAUGUAACCCUUGUUCAGACUGCCCACGCUCCCACCAGUGUGCAAUCCCGCCUUUUCCCUCCCCAAAACCUUUAACGUCUUGGACAAAGUGGUCAGAAUCUACGUCCAAGACAGAUGUGCGCUAUAAAGGCUUGUUCCCGAUGUGCACGUUAAACACUUGAUCUACCAAAAUGUUUAUAGGUCAACACACUGAGGGUUUUGGGGGUGGGGAUGCAGACAGAGCUGUAACUUGUGGUGGAAGGUGGGUCAGCUAUCCAGGUAACUCACGGAUUGAUUCUUGUUGCUUUGAAGACAAGCAGAUCAAGUACAUAUGACAAAAAUUCCACUGUUGUGCCAUUAAACUUUAUUAAGUAAGGAACAUUCAGUUAAAAGUGACAAUCACGAUGUAGAAUAUUAUUAUAUUUCCUAUGUGCUUGUAGUUCUUUUGUGUUGAAAGCAUUUAUGAAGAAGUGGACAAAUUUGUGUUCUAUAUAGUAAACAUCUAUGCUUUCUAUAUUUUGUAUAUACAGAAUGGUUUUUGUUCAAUUGUGAUGAAUUGUGUUCCUACUUAAAAUUACUAUAUUGUUAAAAUGAAAUCAUGCAUCAAACAGUACUUGUUGAAGUUAAAAAUGUGACAAUUAAUUGGGGGGAAAUCUCAUUUAUAAAGAUGAUUGUGUCUAGUUA
This is a messenger RNA of Gigantopelta aegis, 2570 nucleotides long. RefSeq names its product nuclear transcription factor Y subunit gamma-like. Gene Ontology annotation, molecular function: DNA binding; DNA-binding transcription activator activity, RNA polymerase II-specific; protein heterodimerization activity. The coding region runs from base 193 to 1311 and encodes 372 amino acids. Gene Ontology annotation, biological process: regulation of DNA-templated transcription. Gene Ontology annotation, cellular component: CCAAT-binding factor complex; nucleus. NCBI's taxonomy places the organism in Eukaryota, Metazoa, Mollusca, Gastropoda, Neomphalida, Peltospiridae. The transcript has 10 exons. The record is from RefSeq and is a predicted model, not a curated record.